This is a messenger RNA of Scatophagus argus, 1317 nucleotides long. It is a transcript of the gene rln3a, whose product is annotated as relaxin 3a. Bases 319 to 762 code for a protein of 147 amino acids. The record is from RefSeq and is a predicted model, not a curated record. The transcript has 2 exons. NCBI's taxonomy places the organism in Eukaryota, Metazoa, Chordata, Actinopteri, Scatophagidae. Gene Ontology annotation, cellular component: extracellular region. Gene Ontology annotation, molecular function: hormone activity.
GCUUCUCAUGCUGAAACACAAUCAUCGAGGCCUCCAGCACAUUGGUUAAUUAUGCCACCUUUGGUCCGCUUUUUGUCUUCAUAAAGGUCUCUGACUGUAUCUCUCUUUGGAAUCUGUUCUUCUCUCGGAAAAAGCCUGCACACGCAGUAUGCAUGUCUCCCUUUGCAGGUCAUCAAACCCCUUUAUAAACCACGCCUGGGUCACAGAGAGUCAAAGCUCUUGCAAACAGAGAGAGAGGGAAAGCUAAGUGCUGCCUGAAGCAAAGAAUCGCCUGUCAUUUCAACCAAUUCUAUUUUGCUUCUUUUUCCUGGGGGUACUAUGUGGAAAGCUGUGGUUCUGGCUGUGUGUCUGCUGGUGGCUGGGGUUCAGCCCAUGGAUGACCCAACAUAUGGGGUGAAGCUUUGUGGCCGUGAGUUCAUCCGGGCAGUCAUAUUCACUUGUGGAGGCUCACGAUGGAGACGGUCAGUCAGGGGUGCAGAUGUUUCAGAAGACCCAUUCAGUUCCCAUCAGGAGGAGUCCUCGGAGGGCUUGAGCCACAGCUCCGUGGUGGAGGGUCUUCUCCAAAGGAACAGAGAUCUGGGCUUUACAACUAAAGACAACCAGGAGGGAGUGUUCAGCAGACCAGCCCGUUCUUUCAUUACCGAGGAGAUCCUGGAAGCCCUUCGCAAGGCUGACCGCAAGGGCCGGGAUGUGGUGGUGGGCCUGUCCAACGCCUGCUGCAAGUGGGGUUGCAGCAAGAGCGAGAUCAGUUCCCUUUGCUGAGUUGACAUUCCCCAUCUGAAUGAAUAUCCCGGCAGACAUAUACUGUAUACAUAAGUACACAAACAGACACACAAAUACACAUAUGCACACACUCCAUCCCCCCAUCCCACUUCUCACAGUCUUUUUUUUUAUAUCCUGUAUCCUUCAGUGUACACAUUGUAUGAACUGUCUGAAUUGUUGUUCAGUUUUUAGUAUCUAUGAAGUGUGUAUAAUGUUUAUAUAAAUGUUUAUACAUACAUGUCUGUUAAAAAUGUAUUUUAGGCCUUGUAAUGAACAGCCUUAAUUAUUCGGUCUUGAACCAAGCAGUUUUAUCCUUCUGAACUACUAUCAUUCACAUUGUAAUAAACAUUUUUCCCCCCGUAAGCUGAAUUGUGUACAUGGGAAUGCAAAGAAUAGAAAGCUUUGUUAAGAUCAUUUGACAAAAUCUGAAAGAAAAAAAAAAGUCACAAUGUCUAAUCUUGUUUGCAAAAUGUACACUGUUGGUCUUUUGUACUUGCUUCAUAGCAUGCAGAGUGCUAGCUGGGUUAAAGGUGCAGAUCAAUAAUAAAAUUUGUG